This is a messenger RNA of Rotaria sp. Silwood2, 618 nucleotides long. NCBI's taxonomy places the organism in Eukaryota, Metazoa, Rotifera, Eurotatoria, Philodinida, Philodinidae. The record is from the annotation of a GenBank genome assembly.
AUGUCAGGAUUAUUCACCAAUUAUCGUUUUCUGGUUGGACCACUAGACGGUCCACCAGGUAAUCGAUAUUAUAGUGUUAAUGCAUUAAAUGACAUUACAAUCAACAAUCAAUCAGUUUGUUUUUGUUCUACGACACCUCGCUGCACGAUACCGGCUUAUGUUAAUAACGAUAUGUUGCAUCGCGUACCUGGUAUAUUUUUCGGUUGUUACAUGGUCGAAGCUCUUUCUCAAUCAAGUCUCAGUUGUUUCUAUGAUCAAUUGUGCGUUAACAAUCUUAUUCAGGUGCUCGUUCCGAAUAUUACUAGCAACAUACCAGCACUGAAUUCGACAGUUCCAAGUCGCUAUCAAAUAAAUUCCACACUUGAUGAGAUUAUAAAUCAAGUCAUGGUCGAACAAUGGUCAAAUUCAACAUCGCAUGAAGCUUAUUAUGAUCAAUGUAAUCCUGCAGUGUGCACUUAUUCAUAUGUUGGUAAAAAUGGAUUAAUUACAAUAAUAACAACUAUCAUUGAAGUAAUCGGAGGUUUAUCAGUCAUUUUGAAAUUGAUUGUGCCUAAAGUUAUCAAACUGAUUCGGUCGCCUCGUCAGAAUAAUACAGGUAUGAUGCAUCCAUACAUGUAG